Messenger RNA from Pichia kudriavzevii, 1428 nucleotides. RefSeq lists its product as uncharacterized. Gene Ontology annotation, biological process: cytoplasmic stress granule assembly; regulation of mRNA stability; nuclear-transcribed mRNA catabolic process, nonsense-mediated decay. Gene Ontology annotation, molecular function: mRNA binding. Gene Ontology annotation, cellular component: cytoplasmic stress granule. Lineage: Eukaryota; Fungi; Ascomycota; Pichiomycetes; Pichiales; Pichiaceae. The transcript has a single exon. The record is from RefSeq and is a predicted model, not a curated record. The coding region runs from base 1 to 1428 and encodes 475 amino acids.
AUGUCUACCGAUAUACCACAACAGCAACAGCAACCGCAGCAAUCAAAUCACCAGACUGUGGGCGCAACCCCGGUCACCGAGCCGCCCUCUGACGCCCAAGUUUCGCAACUUUCUUCUCAAUCUCAGCAGCAAGAUUUGUCUGAAUCGCAGCAGAAGGAUCCGUCCCAUAUAGCAACAGUAUCGGAUGGUGGUCGUGAAUUGUCGAAAACGGUUUUGUAUGUUGGUAAUAUUCAUAGGAGUAUACCUGAUCUCUCUUUGCAAGAACUAUUCACAUCCCUUGGUAACCCAAUCAAGAGCUUGAAGAUUUUACAGGAUAAAAACAAACCCGGCUUUAAUUACGCCUUUGUUGAAUUCGAGUCUCCGGAUUUCGCAGAUCAUGCAUUGUCUUCCCUGGAUAAUACUAUAAUUGGUGAUAACCAAUUGAAAAUCACAAAAGCUUUCCAGACACAACAAGUCAAAAACAACGAAACAUUCAAUCUAUUUGUUGGUGAUUUGUCCCUAGAAAUCAACGAUGAUCUACUAUAUAAGAACUUUGAAAAAUUCUCCUCAUUGGUCCAGGCAAAUGUUAUGUGGGAUAUGAAAAGUGGUAGAUCCAGAGGUUAUGGAUUUGUGUGUUUUGCAGAAAAAUCGGAUGCUGAAGAUGCACUAGCUUCCAUGAAUGGCGUUGUUUUAGGCGAUCGUCAAAUCAGAUUAAACUGGGCUUCUCAUAGAUCAAACAAUAGCACCAACAUUAACAAUAACAACAACAACCACUUUAAUAACAAUAAUUCUUACCAUAACCGUAAUAAUUAUCACCAUCAUAAUAACAACAACAUCAACCAUUAUAACAACAAUAUGAGCCAUACUAAUAGUAACAACCCCAAUAUGCUCAGUAAUUAUCCACACCAACUUUACAACAAUGUCAUGAGCAAUGAAAUCAACAAGAACAUGAACCAAUUGAACAAUGAGAACGGUGGUGUUGCAAAUAAUGUUGAGAUGAUGAAUAUUUCAAUGAUGCAUAACAAUAGUAACAAUAUCUCUGAUAAUAGCAUCUUAAUGAAUAAUAGUUCAAGCAACAAUAUGAACUUACCAAGUAUGAAUAUGAACCAAAUGAUAAACCAAAUGCCUCCCCAAGUCAUUACUUCCCCUCCAUCAUACGAGAUGGUCCUUAACCAAACUCCAAACUGGUUGACUGUUGUUUACCUCGGUAAUCUGGCUGAAUAUACAACCCAAAAUGACUUGAUUCCUUUAUUGCAAAACUUUGGAUACAUUGUCAACUUCAAGCUCUUGUCGGAUAAGAACUGCGCGUUUGUAACCUAUGAUACUCACGAGCGAGCAGCUUUGGCAAUUGUCCAGCUCUCCGGAUUCACCAUCAAUGGUCGACCAUUGAAAUGUGGUUGGGGUAAGGGGAAUAGACCUAACAGUAACAUGAGAAAUAACUUGCACUAA